AGUGGGUGGAGAGAGUGUUUAAAUAUCAGGCCUCCUUGUCCUCUGGUCAUAGACACCUGGCAAGGAUAGAUUCAACAUGGCCGGCCUGCGAACUCUGCUCCUCGUAACUCUCGUUCUUCUCGCUGUGGUCGUUCAGACGCCUGAUGCAGCUCCCUACGGUACCAACGUGGAAGACAGCAUCUGCUGCCAGGACUACUUGCGUCACCCCCUGCCAGCACGCGUAGUGAAGGAGUACUUCUGGACCUCCAAGUCCUGCCGCAAGCCUGGCAUUGUUUUGAUAACCAUGAAGAACCGGGACAUCUGUGCGGACCCCAGGAUGCCCUGGGUGAAGAGACUUCUCCAGAAGCUGGCCUAGUGAGGAGGGCCUGAUGACCAUGGGCGUGGCCACUCCCGCUGCCAUUUCUGCAAGAAAGCUGCCAACAAUACUGCCCUCAGUGUCCUGGACUGUCACCCUGUCAGGCCUCUGGUCCCUCCACCUCCCCGCAGUCCCUCUAACCCAUCCUCUUCCAACAUGGCAGCUGAGGGAGCAUGUUCAGGCCAGCCCUUUCCCAGCAUCCCCUCCUCAUGAGGCCACACCCUUGCUUUAGUGCCCUGAUUGCCUUACCUCUUCCCUGCUUAGGAAAGACCCAAAUGCUUCGGGUCUGUGCUGCUCAGGUUCACUGCCUGGAAGGUUGCUGAUACUCAGAACGCUAUUCCUCCCCUUGCACUCGUCCAGCGCCAAUGGCCUCCGAGGCUUCAAUUAGUCCCGGUGGGCACCCGCCAAGCACCGUUCUUCAGACUUCUGUGGUCUCUACCUUCUCUCCGUAGAACUCUCAGGGUUUCAGGCUGGUCCACCAGGCCCGGGGGUUAGGCCGAGGUUCCCACCAAAGCUCCUCCUGUCUCUUGAUCAGGCAGGGAACACAGGAGCAUGGGACAGGGAGCCCGGGGCACAGGACAGGGUGCACACAGGAAGGCUCAGAAUCAGAAUUCUGAAAGGAGCUGCAGACUCCAUCAGUAAAAGUCAUAUUUCCCCAUCCCUGGGUACAGGGCAAUCUCCUGUCACCACAGAGACGAGGACUGUUAGAAGGCGGCUGUGUAAGUCAACCGUGAAACUCUAACUUUACCGAGAAUCACCUUCCAUACCCUCUUUAACCAUUUCUUCCUCACCCUGCUUCUCCUGACUGCUUGACUGAAUCGCUGGUCCUCAAAUUCAUGCUAUGGUGUUAGUGACUACCAUGGCUUGGUAUUAUAAGCUCUAGUUAUAAAUA
Messenger RNA from Myodes glareolus (Bank vole), 1247 nucleotides. RefSeq names its product C-C motif chemokine ligand 22 (gene Ccl22). Gene Ontology annotation, cellular component: extracellular region. Gene Ontology annotation, biological process: chemokine-mediated signaling pathway; antimicrobial humoral immune response mediated by antimicrobial peptide; positive regulation of cell migration. Gene Ontology annotation, molecular function: chemokine activity; CCR chemokine receptor binding. The record is from RefSeq and is a predicted model, not a curated record. Lineage: Eukaryota; Metazoa; Chordata; Mammalia; Rodentia; Cricetidae.